UGAAGGAGGGACGCUGAGGUGCAGGGUCAGGGGUUAGUGAGGCCGGAAGUGAGUGCAAUAAAGUUUGUUCAGGGAGGCCCGGCCGGGGAGAAAGUUGGAACGGCCACCUGAGAAGGCAGUGGCGUGAUCCGGAACCAAAUCGAGCCGCGGUGCGGUGCGGAGACUCCAUGAGGCCCUGGACAUGAACAAGCUGAGUGGAGGCGGCGGGCGCAGGACUCGGGUGGAAGGGGGCCAGCUGGGGGGCGAGGAGUGGACGCGCCACGGGAGCUUUGUCAAUAAGCCCACACGGGGCUGGCUGCAUCCCAACGACAAAGUCAUGGGACCCGGGGUUUCCUACCUGGUUCGGUACAUGGGCUGCGUGGAGGUUCUCCAGUCAAUGCGCGCCUUGGACUUCAACACCCGCACCCAGGUCACCAGGGAGGCCAUCAGCCUGGUGUGUGAUGCCGUGCCCGGUGCCAAGGGGGCGACGAGGAGGAGAAAGCCCUGUAGCCGCCCGCUCAGUUCCAUCCUGGGGAGGAGUAACCUGAAAUUUGCCGGGAUGCCGAUCACUCUCACCGUCUCCACCAGCAGCCUCAACCUCGUGGCCGCAGACUGCAGACAGAUCAUCGCCAACCACCACAUGCAGUCUAUCUCGUUUGCGUCCGGUGGAGACCCGGACACAGCUGAGUACGUCGCCUAUGUUGCCAAAGACCCGGUGAAUCAGAGAGCCUGCCACAUCCUGGAGUGUCCCGAGGGGCUGGCUCAGGAUGUCAUCAGCACCAUCGGCCAGGCCUUCGAGUUGCGCUUCAAACAGUACCUCAGGAACCCGCCCAAGCUGGUCACCCCUCAUGACAGGAUGGCUGGUUUUGAUGGCUCGGCUUGGGAUGAGGAAGAGGAAGAGCCACCUGGCCACCAGUACUAUAAUGACUUCCCGGGAAAGGAACCCCCUCUUGGGGGAGUGGUGGACAUGAGGCUUCGGGAAGGAGCCCCCCUUGGGGCAGCUCGACCCCCCCCACCUGUUGGCCAGACCCCCAGCCACCUGGGAGCAACGCUGCCGGUGGGGCAGCCUGUGGGGGCAGACCCGGAAACCCGCAAACAGAUGCCACCUCCGCCACCCUGCCCAGGGAAAGAGCUCUUUGACGAUCCUUCUUAUGUCAACGUGCAGAACCUGGACAAGGCCCGGCAGGCAGGGGGUGGGGCUGGGCCUCCCAAUGCUGCCGUCAAUGGCAGCACGCCCCGAGACCUCUUUGACAUGAAGCCCUUCGAAGAUGCCCUUCGGGUGCCUCCGCCCCCCCAGGCAGUGGCCAUGGCUGAGCAGCUCCGAGGGGAGGCCUGGUUCCACGGGAAGCUGAGCCGGCGGGAGGCCGAGGCGCUGCUGCAGCUGCACGGGGACUUCCUGGUGCGGGAGAGCGCGAGCAGCCCUGGCCAGUACGUGCUCACUGGCCUGCAGAGCGGGCAGCCCAAGCACCUGCUGCUGGUGGACCCAGAGGGCGUGGUUCGGACAAAGGACCACCGCUUUGAGAGUGUCAGUCACCUCAUCAGCUACCACGUGGACAAUCACUUGCCCAUCAUCUCUGCGGGCAGUGAACUGUGUCUCCAGCAGCCUGUGGAGCGGAAGCUGUGACCAUCUCAGUGCUUUCUUCCCGAAGGGGCCCUCCCACCCCUUCCACCCUACUCCUUGAUUCUCAGGACCUCAUGUGGGAGCGUUCUGUGGGCGUGGCCUUGUGUUGGAGCUGGGGAUAGUGUGGAUAUGGCUCAGCACCCACUGAAUGAGAGGGUUUGUCAGAAGCUGGGCGUAGAAUCCUGUUUCUUCCCGAACCUUACCAAAGUAUUAUUGAACAGAGUGGCUCCCUUCCCUGGGCC
This is a messenger RNA of Lontra canadensis (Northern American river otter), 1842 nucleotides long. RefSeq names its product SHC adaptor protein 1 (gene SHC1). Gene Ontology annotation, molecular function: receptor tyrosine kinase binding. Gene Ontology annotation, biological process: cell surface receptor protein tyrosine kinase signaling pathway; intracellular signal transduction. Gene Ontology annotation, cellular component: plasma membrane. Lineage: Eukaryota; Metazoa; Chordata; Mammalia; Carnivora; Mustelidae. The record is from RefSeq and is a predicted model, not a curated record.